AUGUUUCGGAGGUCGCGCAAGUCGCUGUUACAACUAGCCUUUGUCUGUCUGGUCAUCUAUUUGUUUGUCUCGCUCCUUCGGCCAUCGGCACUCAAGCUAUACUCAUGGAACACGAUACGCUACCAAACAACGGCAGCAAGCCUCCCUGAAGCUCGAGGCAUAUGUCCCGGCCUCGAACACAGCUCCAAGCCAGCUCUAGUAGUCUCACACGUCGCUGCUGAUGGCGACACUGCCUGGCUGGAACGCCUCUCGUCCAAAUACCACCUCUGUAUUUACGAAGUCGAUGCGCCUGCCGACCCGACCGUCAAACACCUGCGCGUGCCUGCCAACCGAGGCCACGAGUCCAUCACUUAUCUUACGUUCCUCAUUGACAACUACAGCAACAUCCCGCAAGCUGGUGCAGUCUUUGUACACGGAAAUAGAUUCCAAUGGCACAACGAUGAUCCGCUAUAUGACAAUGCAGCCAGUCUGGCCGCCCUAAAUGUCCCGUCCGCACUUGCAGUCACCGGCUAUCAUAACCUGAGAUGCGACUGGACCGCGGGCACAUGCCACAAAGAUUCUCCUCCACAGGGUAGCCUCGAAACAUUCUUCAAUUCUAUACUGCAGCCCUGGAGUGCGAGAUCUGCCUCUGACGCCGCUAUGCCACACGCAUUUGCCGUUUUGUUCGGUGGGGACGACUAUCUCAGAAAUGGAAAGAGCAAGGGAUUGAAACUCGGAAGAAAUCACCCUGUACGUGCGCAAUGCUGUGCUCAGUUUGUUGUUUCCAGAGAAUCCAUACACCGACAUUCCCGUGAGGAGUAUGUUGCUCUGCGGCAAUGGCUUCUCGAUGGCUACGGCAUGUCGAGAAACUCCGACGCCGCUCCUCGCGACGACAAAAUCGCUGGACGUGUACUAUCGUACCUCUGGCAUAUCCUCUUCAUCCCGCACCAAGAUAGUCCAGUAGACCUGGACACUUUGAACGCACAAGCAUGUCCCAGUGCUUCUGAUUGCUAUUGCCGACUCUAUGGCAAGUGCGAUCUCAAUUGUAAUGCUGGAGCUUGCUAUGCACAAUACCGCCUACCCCCGAAUAUGCGUCUCCCAGAUAAUUGGGCCGACCUUCACAGAAACGAUAUAUACGAGGUCUACGAGCCUGGGGUUAAAGCUCUUCAUGGAAGACUGUAUCCCAAAGCCUUCGAGCCCUGA
This is a messenger RNA of Aureobasidium uvarum, 1182 nucleotides long. Lineage: Eukaryota; Fungi; Ascomycota; Dothideomycetes; Dothideales; Saccotheciaceae. The record is from the annotation of a GenBank genome assembly.